Eurytemora carolleeae is the source of this 3479-nucleotide messenger RNA. RefSeq names its product mannosyl-oligosaccharide 1,2-alpha-mannosidase IA (gene alpha-Man-Ia). Gene Ontology annotation, cellular component: Golgi membrane; endoplasmic reticulum. The coding region runs from base 64 to 1950 and encodes 628 amino acids. Gene Ontology annotation, biological process: carbohydrate metabolic process; N-glycan processing. Gene Ontology annotation, molecular function: calcium ion binding; mannosyl-oligosaccharide 1,2-alpha-mannosidase activity. The record is from RefSeq and is a predicted model, not a curated record. NCBI's taxonomy places the organism in Eukaryota, Metazoa, Arthropoda, Copepoda, Calanoida, Temoridae. The transcript has 19 exons.
AUUUAGUUUUUUACGUUUCAGAAGUGAAUAAAUUCAAGACCAUCGAUAUAAUUUGUUGGAUGGAUGGCCAGUAAAUUAACCAGGGGUCCUUUGGGCCGUCUUCUAACCUUCCUAGUCCCGCCCUGGGCCCGCCUAUCUGCUAGAAAUCGUGAAAAACAUUUAGUUGUUCUUGUCCUUUGUAUAUUCAGUUUUCUAUGCUUUGGCGCAAUAUGGUUCCUGCCAGAGAAAAAUGGUGUCGGCGGUAAAGUUAAAAUUGUCAGUGAUAUAAGGAAAAAUGUUCAAGAGGCGGUGGAAGGGAUUGUUUUACCGCCCCCGCCGGCGGAUAGUUUGAUCGGCGGUAAUCCAAACAUAAAACAUGGUGUUAUUGAUCGGCCGGACCCCCAUAAACUAGCAGAAUUAGAAAAUCUUCAUGCUCAGAUAGAAUUGGACGAAGAAAUUGAAAGAAUUAGACUAAACCAGGAGAAGCAAGUUUUAGCCAAACCCAAUCUGGACCCUGGAAAUAAGGUCCUCGAGAAGAGCAGCGAAAAGGGAAUAGAGUUAAAGAACGACUUCGCAAAACCCGAAAUAAAGGGUGAGGUCGCGAAAGCUGACCUUGAACCUGUAUCCUCUGAUAAGUCCCCGAAGAUUCAAGGUGGAGUAGAUUCAGAUUCAGUUGCCAGGGAGCGAAGGGAUUUUGUGAAAAAGAUGAUGGAGCAUGCCUGGACCAACUAUGUCGAGUUUGCCUGGGGUAAAAACGAGCUGAGGCCGGUUAGUAAACGAGGUCACACGGCCUCAAUAUUCGGCUCCAGCAGUAUGGGGGCCACCAUCGUGGACGCCCUGGAUACCCUCUACAUCAUGGGGAUGGAGGAGGAGUUUGAGCGAGGACGGAAUUGGGUCAAAGAAAACCUGGAUAUGAGUAAAAUGAGUGGAGAUGUAAGUGUAUUUGAGACAAAUAUCAGAUAUGUUGGUGGUCUUCUCACAGCAUACUCUUUUACGGGGGAUACGCUAUUCAAGGAUAAAGCUGCACAUAUUGUUGAUAAACUGCUUCCCGCCUUCAAUACCCCUACAGGCAUUCCCUAUGCUCUAGUCAAUAUGCAGUCAGGAUCCUCCAAGAACUUUGGUUGGGCCAGUGGAGGUUCCAGUAUCCUUUCAGAGUUUGGAACCCUUCACAUGGAGUUCAGCUACUUGUCUGAUAUCACCGGGAACCCCGUGUACAAGGAGAAGGUUGAGAAGAUUAGAGAUUUCAUCAGCAAAACUGAAAGACCUGCUAAACUGUAUGAAUGGUUGAGGUCUGGGAAGCGAGAUUCUCAAGCAAAGACGAUGUUUGAUGAAGCUGCAAAGGAUAUAGAGGAGAUAUUGUUACAAACUUCAGCUCAUGGUUUAACCUAUUUUGCUGAGAUGAAAUAUGGUCGCAUGGAACACAAGAUGGAUCACCUGGCCUGUUUUAUCGGAGGUAUGUACGGUCUGGCUGCGAAGGAGGAGAAGGAUGAUAAUUCUAAACGCUGGAUGGAGAUUGCUGAAGGGAUAACUAACACCUGCCAUGAAUCUUACGAUAGGUCGGAUACCAAACUUGGACCAGAAGCUUUCAGGUUUUCAGAUGGCAUCGAGGCAAGAGCAUUGAAACAAAACGAGAGGUACUACAUCUUGCGACCUGAAACCUUUGAAUCCUAUUUCUUGAUGUGGAGACUAACCAAAAACCAGAAAUACAGGGAUUGGGGCUGGGAGGCAGUGCAAGCUAUAGAAAAUAGUUGCCGAACAGAUGCAGGAUAUUCAGGGAUAAAAAAUGUUUAUCAGGUUGGAGGUCAGCAGGACGAUGUUCAGCAAUCCUUCUUUUUGGCGGAAACCUUGAAAUAUCUUUAUCUACUUUUCAGUGACGAUUCUCUUAUAGAUUUAGACCAGUGGGUCUUCAAUACAGAGGCUCAUCCUUUACCGGUCCGUGGUGUGAAUUCAUUCUACAGAUCUCAUCUUUAAUUUGUAAUUCUUCAGGAAUUGAAUCCUGUAAACACAAGAUCUAGUUCAACUCUGCAGUACACUUCGCAGACACGAGAUUUAGACUACAAAAACAAGUCUGGCCAACAAAAACAAGUUUAGACUGCUAAAUUAGUUUUAUACAGAACUGAAAGAUAAUUAAUUAUGCGUGAGAACCUAGAAUCUGGAUUAUGUUUAAUUUGACAAAAUGAGGAUACAAUUGAUAUCAGCUGAUCUUUGAUUUACCUCAUGCUUUUGAUAAAAUGAUUCAAAUGACCUUGAUUUAGUAGGAUUUAUCUAAUGCGUUGUUACGGAAAGAUGAUUCAGAUGCUCUGCAUUUAGCUAAGUUGAAUCUUUGAUUCGGAAUAAAUUCUUGCACUUGAUCCUAAAUCUAGGUUUGAACUAUUUGGAAUUCAAAAUUUUAAAUGUAUACUUAAUAGAAGUUUUAUUUUCUACUUAAGGGAGCUGUCGAACUAUUUUCAAGUAAUCCUUAGUUUAAUGAGUUACAUUCCUGAUUCACAACAGUACAACCUUUAACCCGACUCGCCUCUGUCUGGAUUUAAAAAAGUUAAGACAUACUUGUUGAUGCAAAGCAAACUCCUAUGCCCCUUCAGUUAUUGUUAUUUGGCGGUACAGUCCAAAGAAGGACUGCAAUGGUUGGCCCAGUUCGGAUAUUUAAAUGUACACCGGUCCCUAUAGUUUCAGUAGAAGUAAAUAUUUCCAUUUACUGACAGCGCCGAUUAAAGUAUUCACAUUUCUAUAAUUUGAUAAUGAGGUAGAUAGAAAGAUAGAUGUUACCGCCAUACUAUUUCUAUUGGUUCAGAAUAGACAACAAACUCAAGACUGAACCCUGCAGAUUGGAUCAGGCGAUAAUGGACUCGGCAUACAGGAGUUCGGUAGGGCGUGAAAGGAAAUAAACUCUUUUUAAGGUGAAAAAUAGCGAUAUCUUCCUCAUUUCUGCACAGGCAAAGGUUGUGAACUUGACAUGCCAUUGUUUAAUAUGGAAGGAUCACUUGAAAUUACGUGAACGGUCCCUUUAGUCGAAUUUUAUUUUCUGACUUGUGUGUGAUAUAUUAAUGUAAAGGGGACAAACAUGGCACUCAUGUUCAACACAUUCAAGGGUAGAAAUACAGAAAUAAAUGCUUUAGGUUUUGGGACAGGUGGGGGGUCGGGUCGUUUUUUAACUUUAACAACCCCCUUAUUCGAGCCUAGGAAACAGAUUAUUAGAUCUAUGUGCAAACCCCUUAAACUUUUUAAUGUCAUCUUCUUAAUCUGUAAUUAUAAAAAUAUCACUUUUUUCUGUUUUCAAUCAAACAACAAACUAACAUGCAGUGAACAAAAUUAAAAUCCUUACCCCCACCCACCCGACCUUCACUGUUAGCUUAAAAAUGUUUUUUUUUGUUUUAAAAAAAAAUUCGUCUCUACCUUUAUGUUGUUGUCGUUUUAAAGCUCAAAAAAUGUCCCGGCUUUGUUAUUGUGCGUCUCAAUGUAUUUAUGCUAUUUAUAUAUAUUAUAUAAAUUCUAAAUUUUUA